AAAGAAAAACGGUGGACUAGAAACUUCCAAAUCGAACGGCACACAAAAAUCACAACCCGGAAAGGGACCAGCAGCGCAAAGGUGAGCGAGCUUUCCUUCGGAACUCAGAACUCUCGUGCUCACCUCAUCCGUUCGACAAAUCCACACGAAUCCUCUGAUUCAGAGCAGGGUGUUGGCAUUGAUCAGACGCCUGCCAUGGCGGAUCAGUUCGUGGAUUCGGCGAACAAUGUGAUCAUUGAGGAGGUGAACAAGGGCCUGAACCCAGGAAUGGUGGUUCUGCUUGUGGUUGCAAGCUUCCUGCUGCUCUUCUUUGUGGGGAACUAUGCGAUGUAUGUGUAUGCGCAGAAGACGCUCCCGCCAAAGAAGAAGAAGCCGGUGUCGAAGAAGAAGCUGAAGAGGGAAAAGCUGAAGCAGGGGGUCUCUGCGCCGGGAGAGUAAACGGCCAUGCUGCCGAUCCUCCCGUCCAGAGCUCCUAUUCACAUGAUUAUUAAAGAAAAAAAUUUAUAUAUAUAUACCAGCUGGAGCCGUAGUGUUGGAGUAACUUUGUUCUGUAGAUGCUCUGUCUUUAAUGGUACAUCUGUAUUGGAGACUUUAAUGGCCUGAGCCGAGCUAGUAUGCUUCCUGUUUCGUACAA
Messenger RNA from Zea mays, 634 nucleotides. RefSeq names its product DNA-binding protein S1FA. Bases 196 to 438 code for a protein of 80 amino acids. The record is from RefSeq and is marked provisional. The transcript has 2 exons. Gene Ontology annotation, molecular function: DNA binding. Gene Ontology annotation, biological process: regulation of DNA-templated transcription. Lineage: Eukaryota; Viridiplantae; Streptophyta; Magnoliopsida; Poales; Poaceae. Gene Ontology annotation, cellular component: nucleus.